GUCUCUGAGCCCUUCAGACCCUUGCUCGCCAAAGAACACUUCCAAUACCAUGCAUCUCGCACAAGAUACCACACAAGUCAACGGUGCGACGAACUAUGGCAAGAAUGUCGUAGAAAGCCUGAAGAAAGAAGAGCAGAUCGAGCAAGCGGCGGUCUGUAAGCUCACAAACGAACAAGACCAUGUCUUGAAGUCAUUCAGACUGUUGAUUGCAGAUCUGUGUCAACAGUUCAAUGGCGGGCACCCAGGAGGUGCGAUUGGUAUGGCUGCGAUAGGAGUUGCGCUUUGGAAGUGUGUCAUGCGCUAUGCACCGCACACACCGACCUACUUCAACCGCGAUCGCUUCGUUCUAUCAAACGGACACACUUGUCUGUUCCAAUAUUCCUUCCUCCACCUCACAGGCUACAAGGCCAUGACUUUGGAUCAGCUGAAAUCCUAUCACUCUGACCGCGUCGAUGCGCUCUGCCCCGGCCACCCAGAAAUCGAACACGAGGGUAUCGAGGUAACGACAGGGCCUCUUGGCCAAGGUGUUGCAAACGCCGUUGGUCUGGCCAUGGCAACCAAAAACCUACAAGCAACGUACAACAAGCCAGGUUUCGAUGUAGUGUCCAACCACACAUGGUGUAUGAUCGGCGAUGCGUGUCUGCAAGAAGGUGUGGCGCUGGAGGCGAUGUCCUUCGCUGGCCACCUCAAGCUGAACAAUCUAACUGUAAUCUACGACAACAAUCAGAUUACCUGCGAUGGCAGUGUCGACCUUACAAAUACCGAAGACGUCAACAUGAAGAUGCGUGCAUGUGGAUGGGACGUUAUAGACAUCGAGGAUGGCUGCUUCGACAUUGAGGGCAUUGUUGGCGCGCUCAACAAUGCACGAGCUUCCACCGACAAGCCAACUUUCAUCAACGUUCGCACAAUCAUUGGUCUGGGAAGUGCCGUAGCCGGUGAUGCAGUUGCUCAUGGAGCUGCCUUUGGUGCCGCUGAUGUUUCCCACAUGAAGAAGCUGUACAACUUCAACCCCGAGGAGCACUUCGUCAUCAGCGAAACCGUUCGCGGGUUCUUUGCGGAUCUACCGUCGAGAGGUGAGGAGCUGGUUCAAUCCUGGGAGAAAACCGUGCAAGAGUACGAGGCGAUGUACCCUGAGCUUGGUGCUGAAUUCAGGAACCGCGUAGGGGGUCAUCUUCCUGGGAACUGGAAGGAUCUGAUACCUACCUCAUUCCCUGGACAGCCCACAGCCACAAGGAAAUCAUCUGGUUUGGUGUUCAACCCCAUUGCACAGGAGGUCAAGAACUUCGUGGUUGGCACCGCCGAUCUUUCUCCUUCGGUCAACAUGAUGUGGAAAGACAAGGUCGACUUCCAGCAUCCUGAUCUGAAGACCACCUGCGGUAUCACCGGGAAUUACAACGGCAGAUACAUCCACUAUGGUGUACGUGAACACGCCAUGUGUGCUAUCUCCAACGGACUGGCCGCCUUCGCUCCCAAUACAUUCAUCCCUACAACAUCUUCCUUCUUCAUGUUCUACCUGUAUGCAGCACCCGCUGUUCGCAUGGGUGCACUGCAGCAUCUUCAGGUCAUUCACGCUGCCACUCACGACUCCAUUGGUAUGGGUGAGGAUGGGCCAACUCACCAGCCUAUUGAGCUGGCCAAUCUUUACCGCGCGAUGCCAAAUUUGCUCUACAUCCGUCCAGCAGAUAGUGAAGAGACAGCGGGCGCCUGGAUCACGGCCAUUGAGGCUAAAAACACGCCGACCAUCAUUUCCACGUCAAGACACGCCCUGCCGCAACUGCCGCAAACCAAGCGCAACUUGGUAGCAAAAGGCGGCUAUGUCAUCGAAGAGGUUGAAGACGCUGACGUGACCCUGAUUGGUGUUGGUGCGGAGCUGUGCCAUGCCCUUGACACAGCAAAGGAGUUGAAGGCAAAGAACAUCAAAGCUCGAGUUCUCAGCUUCCCCUGCCAGCGUCUCUUUGAUGCCCAGCCAACCCAGUAUAAGCGGGACAUAUUGCGGCGACACAAAGGCAUUCCAGCUAUCGUCAUCGAACCAUACGCGCCAAACGGAUGGGAGCGGUACGCUGACGCGGGAGCUUGUAUCAAGCGCUUCGGACAUAGCCUACCGGGUAAGGCAGCGUACAAGUACUUCGGUUUCGAUACUCCAGCGUUGGUCCAGAAGGUAGAAGAUUACUUACAGCAGGUCCGCGAUGACCCGAUGCUACGCGGUGAAUUUGUCGACUUGUAAGCGGACAUUGAUGGCGUCAUUUCGGAAUGGCUGGGAUUUGUAGCGUGUAGUAGUCAUGACAUAGACCUCUGAUUGUUUGUUUAUGAGAUUCGACGCAUCAAACUGAAAUGACAAAAAGACAGCAAUAGUAAUAUCGCGCUUUCAUC
Messenger RNA from Didymella exigua CBS 183.55, 2370 nucleotides. RefSeq names its product transketolase. Bases 50 to 2224 code for a protein of 724 amino acids. NCBI's taxonomy places the organism in Eukaryota, Fungi, Ascomycota, Dothideomycetes, Pleosporales, Didymellaceae. The record is from RefSeq and is a predicted model, not a curated record. Gene Ontology annotation, cellular component: cytosol. Gene Ontology annotation, biological process: pentose-phosphate shunt. The transcript is spliced from 4 exons. Gene Ontology annotation, molecular function: transketolase activity.